Molecule: messenger RNA, 897 nt
Organism: Closterium sp. NIES-65
Lineage: Eukaryota; Viridiplantae; Streptophyta; Zygnematophyceae; Desmidiales; Closteriaceae
Source: the annotation of a GenBank genome assembly
AUGACGGGAAAUGCGGAGAGCUCGCGCUGUCCGCAUUGGCCGGCGGUGGCGGUGGUGAUGCCCGUGCGCGGCUUUCACGCGCACACGGCGAGCAACUGGGCGACGCACAUCACGGCGGAUUACGCGGGCCCCGUGGAGUUUCUCAUAGUCGUGGAGAGCGAGGCGGACCUCGCGUACCGCGAGGCGUGCAAGCUCGCAGCGCGAUUCAACGCUGCGCAUAAACUGGCCGGCGUCACUGCCACCCACCCGGAAGCAGAGUUUGUCCUUUUCCUGGACGACGACGCGAGAAUGUACCCAGAGGCGAUCACCUACCUCGUAACAGACAUGCUUUGCCGACCCGACACGUUCCUUGUAACCGGGUACCCGUUUGACAUUCCGAACCCGGGGUCGCUGUUUUCGUACGCGGUGUUAGGGUUUCAUCUGGUCCCUUUGGUUAAUUUUUCCUAUGAUGCCGGCACGGAGUAUAUCUGGGGCGGGUGCAUGAUGCUCAGGCUGGGGGAUUUCCGAAGCAACAGGCUCGGCAUGGUGGAUGUGCUUCGGCAGGGAGGGUACUCGGAUGACAUGACGCUGGGGGCAUUCUGGAGCUACCUGCGGCGGCAGCUGUUCGCACUCACCACGUACUUCUCCCCACUCAACCGCCGCCUCAACCUCUGGCUGCUGCUCAUGGGCAUGGCCUUUAGCUCUGUCAUGGUUGGGUCGAUGGCCGUCUCGCUCUCGUUCCUGGUGCAGUAUUUGCUGCCUUGCGUGGCCGGUUCUGCUGCGUGGGUUUUCCAGAUGGUUGGGUCGUUUGGGGCUGCUGCUCCUGUGUGUGAGGUUCCUGUGGUCGGUGUGGCUUCUCACUCGCACAGCUUCACCUUGCUUCGUUUGCCCUCGCCUCUCUCGCCCUCCGUGCAAUGA